AUGCGUUUUGUCAUUCUAUUUACAGCAUUUGCACUGCUUAUGUUGCAACCUGUUUUAGGUCGUAACAUAUCAUCCGUCGAGCAACAAUUUCAACAGCAUAUCAAUUUUUUGAAAGAGGUGAUACCCCGACGCAAAACACUUGACAUUAAUCGUGCUAGUGCAUUGGUCAGUAUUCUGCAUAAAGGUGUACCAGUAAACUUUGGUGUAAUUCCCCUGUCCAACCUUCCGUCACUCGUUGACAUUCAUAAUUUCAGUCCAAAUUCGUCAAAAAGCUUAGCUACAAGUGGAUCAUCUAUGCCUUCCAAAUUACCAUCGUCUUUGCUUGAAAUUGUGCAACCUUUAACCUCGCUCGAGUUUUUGUAUUCGUCAUCGACUAAUGAGGACGACAUUGUGACGGUACCGCCUACAAGAUCAUUAUCGGCUAGUUACUCAUCAAAUAAACCGAAAACAGUGUCAAAGUUGGACAUGCUAGCAGAAAUAAGACGAUUGGAGCAACUAUUGGUAGAAUUAAGGGGUCAAAUGAGUCGUCAGGAGAUGAAUUUGCGAAAGCAAUUGGAGCUAACAGGACAAACUACACCAACUACCACCGCCUCGGAAGUGGCCCAAAAUGCUGAACAAUAUUCAAGAUCAAGACUGUUUUUUGUAUCUGCUACUGAGGACGUGCUCUCAGUGAACGAUGAUAGUGUUUCAGCAUCAAAAGUGAAUGGCAGGCAAAUCAUGAUGAGGAAGCCCCCGUCAAACUCGGUUUUAAUCAUGCCUCAGUUUCAACAUCAUGCAAGACAUAAUCCUCAACAGGGUCCAACUUAUCGCAAACCUAAAGUCGCGUGGACGGAUUUCCCAAUUCCAGUAGCUACUGCCUCGAGUGUAACAGAAAUGGACUCUAUUGAGACGUUGGGCGUGUUGAAGGAGGGAGAGUACACCAUUCUUUUUGAUACGGAUAACCACAUAGGUUACAUUGAUUCAAAUGUUAUUCAAUUCGCAGGAGUCACCGACGCAGAUAUUGUACCUUCUACGACCCAGUAUGAAGAGUACCUCCCCAUACAAACCCUGGUGGAUGGGGAUGUCAAAACCGUCCCCACAACUGAAACACUCGAUGGACUCGAGAUGGGCCAAUCGUCGACCACUCAUCAGUCUGUCACCUCACCAAUGACGACUAGCCCAUUUUAUGACCAAGACCUGAUUCAUGCACCACCUAAAAAGGCAACACUUCCAGUUCACGUGCACCAGCUUGGGACUCGACCAACUGAGAAGGAAGUUUCUACGUCAAGAGUGCGAAGACUAAAACUGGUUGCUACAAAGAGUUUCAAUUUUGACAUAUUUGACUUUGAUUCUCAAACAAAACUCAACUCAGGGAGUGCUAUACGGAAGUCAUUAGCUUUUCUUUAUUAUAUAAUAUUGCUGGUAAUAUACUGA
Lodderomyces parapsilosis is the source of this 1413-nucleotide messenger RNA. RefSeq names its product Pga27p (gene PGA27). The record is from RefSeq and is a predicted model, not a curated record. The transcript has a single exon. NCBI's taxonomy places the organism in Eukaryota, Fungi, Ascomycota, Pichiomycetes, Serinales, Debaryomycetaceae. Bases 1 to 1413 code for a protein of 470 amino acids.